Molecule: messenger RNA, 807 nt
Organism: Clonostachys solani
Lineage: Eukaryota; Fungi; Ascomycota; Sordariomycetes; Hypocreales; Bionectriaceae
Source: the annotation of a GenBank genome assembly
AUGUUGGGCCCGCAUGUUUCAUUGAGCAUCGCUCAGAUCGUCUUCUUCGUCCCUAUUGUCUUCCUAGCGAUAUGGCUCGUAGUCCGCAAUUGGUCAAAGCAUCCACGCAUGGCCUGGUGGCCCAUGGUACCUUUUAGCUUGAUUCGACUCGUAGGAGGCCCUAUCGUCAUCGCGCUCGGGAAUGACCCUUCGAACAUUGGACUUAUCGUAGCCGCCAUUGUUCUCCUCAACGUCGGAACUAUUCCCCUGAUCGUUUCUAUGUCCGGAUUCUUCAGGAUCAUCUUGAUGGACAACUACCCUCCGUCUAAACGUACCCAAGCCGCCCAUAAGCUACUCCGAAUUGCAAUCCUCAUCGCUACUGGCCUUCUCAUCGGCGGCGGCAGUAUCAUCAGCCAAGAUUCAAAGACCACCCGUGACAUUGGGCGCACCUUGCAGCUUGUAGGAUACGCCGUUUUUGCAGCCCUGAUCUGCUUCUUCUUUGGCGCUCAUGUUCGCUUCUUCCGCAUGAGGCACUCAUUCAUUCCCACCAGCCGCAAGGUCAACCUGGCCGCUCUUGCCGCUCUUCCAUUCUUGGCUCUCCGCUGCGCCUACGGAAUCCUGCAGGUGACCUUUGAGUUCAACGCGGCCACCGUCUGGAACCCCGUCUACGGCUCCGCCGUCGCCUUUGCCUUUAUGGGCUUGGUCGCCGAGUACAUUGUGGUCCUCAUCGUCCUCUACACCGGAUUCUCAAUGCCCCCUGACCGAGGUACCACGCAACAAGGCGCACCGGCCCUCAACAAGGCUGAUAGCCCCGGCCAAUCUGUUUAA